AUGGCGUCUAAACGAGGAGCAGCGACCGAAAUGGAUGAUGACCAGACUGAAUUUGAAACCAGUAAAGGUGUUAAAGUCAUUCGUAGUUUUGAUCAAAUGGGUCUAAAGGAAGAUCUCGUUCGAGGCAUUUAUGCUUACGGCUUUGAAAAACCUUCCGCUAUCCAACAAAGAUCAAUUAAGCCUAUUAUAGAAGGCCGCGACGUGAUUGCUCAAGCUCAAUCCGGAACAGGCAAGACUGCCACAUUCUCAAUCUCUGUCCUACAAGCGAUUGAUACUCAGUUAAGAGAAACACAAGCUUUAAUCAUGUCACCUACUCGUGAAUUAGCUGUCCAAAUACAGAAAGUAAUACUGGCAUUGGGCGAUUAUAUGAAUGUACAAUGUCAUGCUUGCAUCGGAGGCACUAAUGUUGGUGAAGAUAUCAGAAAGUUGGACUAUGGUCAACAUAUAGUAUCAGGAUCUCCAGGAAGAGUAUUUGAUAUGAUUCGCCGAAGAAAUUUGCGUACUCGAUCCAUCAAGAUGUUAGUUUUAGAUGAAGCUGACGAAAUGCUUAACCAAGGCUUUAAAGAGCAAAUCUAUGAUGUAUAUCGUUACUUGCCUCCCUCAACUCAAGUGGUUCUCCUGAGUGCUACUCUUCCACACGAUAUUCUAGAAAUGACUCGUAAAUUUAUGACAGAGCCUAUGCGUAUUCUAGUCAAGCGUGAUGAAUUGACAUUAGAGGGGAUAAAACAAUUUUUCGUUGCUGUUGAACGCGAAGAAUGGAAAUUUGAUACACUCUGCGAUUUAUACGAUACUUUGACAAUUACACAAGCAGUUAUUUUCUGCAAUACAAAGAGAAAGGUUGACUGGCUAACGGAGAAAAUGCGCGAAGCUAAUUUUACAGUUUCAUCUAUGCAUGGCGAUAUGCCACAAAAAGAAAGAGAUGCAAUCAUGAAAGAGUUUAGAUCCGGUGCUAGCCGGGUACUUAUUACCACUGAUGUCUGGGCCAGGGGAAUCGACGUUCAGCAGGUGUCUCUGGUCAUCAAUUAUGAUCUACCCAAUAACCGUGAAUUGUAUAUCCAUCGAAUCGGUCGUUCAGGUCGUUAUGGCCGUAAAGGUGUGGCUAUUAACUUUGUUAAGAGUGACGAUAUCAGAAUCCUUCGUGACAUCGAACAGUAUUACAGUACUCAAAUCGAUGAAAUGCCCAUGAACGUUUCCGAUCUUAUAUAAAACUAUUCAGUAUCCUAAAAUACUCCACAGAAGAAAUCCCGCGAAAUACUGAAACUAUCAUUGUUAUAAUUUUAAUAUCUUAUGUACUUUGUUUUUGUAGCAUACAUUUCGCCUUCGUUAAUCUUUUAUGUUAUUAUAUAAUUAAUAAGUAAACCUAAUAUACAGUAUCCAAUACUUGUUACGAGUAUUUGUUUUAUGCAUAAUAACUGUUUAGUCGUUAUUUCGACUGUAUGUUUUGUAGUUGUUAAUUGAACGAAAAUAAAUACCAAAUGCCUUAUUAGA
Molecule: messenger RNA, 1488 nt
Organism: Trichoplax adhaerens
Lineage: Eukaryota; Metazoa; Placozoa; Uniplacotomia; Trichoplacea; Trichoplacidae
Product: DEAD box ATP-dependent RNA helicase
Exons: 12
Coding region: 1-1206 (401 amino acids)
Cellular component (GO): catalytic step 2 spliceosome; nucleolus
Molecular function (GO): ATP binding; RNA helicase activity; mRNA binding
Source: RefSeq, a predicted model, not a curated record